This is a messenger RNA of Platichthys flesus (European flounder), 447 nucleotides long. RefSeq names its product cytochrome P450 2K3-like. The transcript has 3 exons. Bases 43 to 447 code for a protein of 134 amino acids. The record is from RefSeq and is a predicted model, not a curated record. Lineage: Eukaryota; Metazoa; Chordata; Actinopteri; Pleuronectiformes; Pleuronectidae. Gene Ontology annotation, molecular function: heme binding; monooxygenase activity; iron ion binding.
AGUUCCUGUGUCUGACUUGUCAUUAGUAUCACAAGUGAAAAAAUGGCUACGAUGGAAGAGUUCCUGCUUCACUACACCAAUACAACCACUCCAAUCAGCACAUUGCUGACCUUACUUAUCCUCUAUCUGGUCUCCUCAGGCUUCAGCCCUCAGGGGCAGGAGCCUCCAGGGCCCAGACCACUGCCUCUGCUGGGUAAUCUGCUGCUUUUGGAUCCCAAGUCACCUCACACAGCGCUGUAUGAGCUCUCCAAGAAGUACGGACCGGUUUACACCAUGCACUUUGGACCUAAGAAAACCCUGGUGCUGGCAGGACACAAGACGAUCAGACAGGCUCUGGUCCAGAAUGAUGCAUUUGCAGAUAGAGAAGCUUUGCCAAUUAUAAGUGACCUGAAAUUAACACACGGACACCCCAGUGGUUAUUCUACUGUCGUCUGCUCUUCAAGAUGA